AUGUACCAACACUAUUCGCCGGACAGCAGUAACGUCAGCCUGUUGGCAACGAUGGCACAAGCAAUGCGACACCUUAAUGCCACACUCACGACAGUGGGUAACGGUAGCGGUGGUAGUGCACUACACCACUCACCGAUCGCCACCCUCGUUGGAUUGCCAGCGCUACUUGACCAGGUGCCCUUUCGCAACGACAGCACGGGCGGUGGUUUCAUUAGCCCGCAGGACGACACCGACGACGACGGUACGCCAACGAUCUCGAUGGACAAUCUUUACCCAGCGCUCAUACAGUGUUUUGCCAUCAUCAUCUGUGGAUAUCUCGCAGGGCGUUUGAAUAUCAUCAGCAACUUUGAAGCGAAAGGUCUCAACACCUUCGUCGGGACGUUCGCGCUUCCAUCGGUAAUUUUCCUCUCCUUGGCUGAACUGAACUGGAGUACGGUCAAUUGGAACUUUCUGCUUUCGAUACUGAUCGCAAAGACGAUCGUGUUCCUGUCGGUAGCGAUCAUUUCGCUACUGGUUGCACGACCCGUCAACUAUGGCCGGGCCGGACUGUUGGCGAUCUUCUGUACCCAGAGCAAUGAUUUUGCCAUCGGAUAUCCAAUUGUGUCGGCGCUGUAUUCAAAAAUCCAUCCCGAGUAUGCGUCCUACAUCUACCUUCUGGCUCCAAUCUCGCUGGCCAUCCUCAACCCCAUCGGAUACGUACUGAUGGAGAUCUCCAAAAUCAAGGACAAAAAUGCAGAAAAUAAUACGUCAACGAACGCAGAGACAAGUCCCCCACCAACUACAUGUCCCGAAUUAGCCGCCCAGAAUCGACGAAAAAUUCUCAAAGGAAAAGCGCUCGUCGUGAUCAAAACGGUCGAAUCGAUUUUCUUCAACCCGAUCCUGCUCAUGACACUGCUGGGUGUGAUCGGUGGUCAAAUAUUUCCCAACGGUUUGCCGGUUUAUCUGUCGAGCGUUUUGCGCUCGCUGGGUAACUCUUUCUCAGCCACCGCGCUUUUUCUGCUAGGAUUGCGCAUGGUCGGUAAGGCUUCGACGCUCCAGGGUCCGGGAUUGAUCCUGCCCGGGAUACUGAUCCUCGUGAAGCUGCUCGUGUUUCCGCUCAUCACACGCCAGACGGUAAACAUCAUGAACGCCGGUGCCAACUUCAGCGAAACGACGGACCUGAGUACGUUCGGGUUCCUGUACGGUACCUUUCCCGCUGCACCGGGCGUCUUCGUGAUUGCUUCACAGUACAAUCGCGAUGUGGAUUUGAUUGCAAGCAGCAUGGUUGCAUCGACAUUUAUCAGUGCACCGCUGAUGUUCAUCUCAGCUAAAAUGAUCACGAUUACCAACCUCACACCGGCCGACUAUCUCAAUGAGCUGGACAAGUUUUCGUUCGAUAUCAGUAUCGUGGCUAUCAUUGCAGGUGUUUGGACGCUGCUGCUGUUCGCGCUUACCCGCAAGGUAAAACGGAUGCCGCAUCGCAUCACGUGCUGCUUGCUCGUGUCGCAGCUCAUCUGCAAUGUGGGCGUCAUACUGUGGUCAACGCUGGAACAAAACAGCCGCUGGAAGAUGUACCUUCAGUUUUACUUCUUCACCAUCGGCUGUUACAGCAGUCGGCUGUGGACGGCUUUCCUUGCGAUUACGAUACUGUUCCUCCAGUGCCGUAGCCUUUGCUUUGUGCUGAAACUGUGGCCAGUUUUUAUUGCCGCCGCUUGGGGUCUACCGACCAUAAUAGUGUCGUUGCUUCUCUUUCUGGACACCAAAAACAUUCUUCCGACGGAAAAGCGGAAUCCAAGUUUUCAGUAUGGCAAUGCCCAGGCCGCCAUUGCCGUGUUUCUGUUGGUAAUGUGCUUCAUAGUGACGGUAGGCUGUUUGAUAUUGCAUCAGCGUUUUAAGAAACGGCACGAACGAUACCUGACUCUUUCACGGGAGGUGUCCUCACCGGACACAGACACAAGCCCCGUCACGAGUAGCUCCGUGGUGAAUCUACUGACGGGUGGUGGAAAUUCUACCAUCCACCAGCGAAGACGCCAUUCGGUGACGUCGAGUGACGAUGAAAUCCUCCCGGCCGCAGCUACCAGAUGCGAGCAGGCGCCAGUAGGAAAUGGUGGAUGCAGCGAUGGGAAAAGUGGAGCCUGCUGCAGCAGUUCGUCCGGUACGAUUCGCACGGUGGUGGACAUUGAAGAUCUCGCGAUCGGUGCCAGUAUCAAUAACGAUGUAAACGAACCCGGUUCUCCAACGCUCGAAUCGAAUGGAAUGUGUUCGGCACAGUUUAACUGUCCGGCGGCUGGUAAGCAGCAGUGCCAAUCGUUGAUCGAUCGCUACCGAGAACAGGCCAGCGAUGGGUUGGAACCAGUCGAGUACGAUAAGACCGGUGACCAGCAACAGAUACUACGGCACAUGGUGCUACUGAUCCUACUGCUAUGCUCAAUGUUUGUCGGUCUGUCGCUGUCCGUGUGGACGCUUAUAAUGGAGGGUAUGUCCGGCAUUUACGUCGAGCUAACGUUUCUCGAUGCGUUCCUGAACUUCGGGCAGAGUAUUAUCGUGCUGGCUGUGUUUAUUACCGACACCGGGGAGUUGCUGUUGCCGAUGAUGAAGUUCUGGCGCAAGGUUUGGUACGGAGCGAACUUGCUACAGUUACCGAUCUGGUCCGAACUCAGCACGGAAACACGCCACAUUUGCGAUCAGUUCACAACGCAUCAUUUGGAAAUAUGUCGGAAAGCGAUUGCAAAGGAUAUACGCUGGCGCAUCAAAGUAUAUCGACGAGUAUUCUAUGGUAGCGUUUUUGUCGAUUGGCUGUUGGAGGUGGGUCUGGCUAAGGAUCGAACGGAUGCAACGCACUAUGCUCGCCGGCUGAUUGAUGGACGCGUCCUGCGACACAUCAAUAACGUGUACCACUUUCACGAUCGUAAUCUGCUCUACACGUUCUGUGAACGGUUGUAA
This is a messenger RNA of Anopheles marshallii, 2922 nucleotides long. RefSeq names its product integral membrane protein GPR155 (gene anchor). NCBI's taxonomy places the organism in Eukaryota, Metazoa, Arthropoda, Insecta, Diptera, Culicidae. The coding region runs from base 1 to 2922 and encodes 973 amino acids. Gene Ontology annotation, biological process: intracellular signal transduction; transmembrane transport. The transcript has 7 exons. Gene Ontology annotation, cellular component: membrane. The record is from RefSeq and is a predicted model, not a curated record.